This is a messenger RNA of Trypanosoma cruzi, 810 nucleotides long. RefSeq lists its product as uncharacterized. Lineage: Eukaryota; Euglenozoa; Kinetoplastea; Trypanosomatida; Trypanosomatidae. The record is from RefSeq and is a predicted model, not a curated record. The coding region runs from base 1 to 810 and encodes 269 amino acids. The transcript has a single exon.
AUGUCAACGAUUUGUCAGGCCGUCGACGGCUCUACUUUGCAGGAGAGGUGCCGCAUAGACUUGCUGGACGCCGUGGCGCAACUGACACGUCACUGCGAGACACUGCCAAAGAAAGGCGUGACAGUAGCGGCGUCGAAUCUUCCGUCGUGCACGUUUGCAAAAACCGUCUCGCACUCUGUGAAGAAACACCACAGCCAAGACGAGUCCGCGGUGCAGAAGUACAUUGCCGAGAAGGAAGGGACACGGGAGCGCACACUGCAGGCCUCCUGUCAAACAUACUUUAAAAAGCACAACCCGAAGUUUGAAGGGGCGCUCCCUCGCACGGAGCCCUUUCGAAACACACGCAAUCGCAAUGAGUUGACAGGACGAGAGCGAGACUUUGUGCAUCGCUACGCGGAAGCCGCGGCUAAAAAGUCUCUUGAGCGGAAGGUUAACGAUGACGUGACGACGCAAUGUGCAACGGAGGCAUACCAAAAGGCGUUCCGCGCGUACACGGGACGGGAUCCCAACAAAAAGGAACUCGAGGAAGUCGAACGAAUGUGGUUUGCCGUUUCGGAAGACGGUACAGUUGGCGUUAUUCAAAAACCCCACUUUUACGGCCCUCAUUCGCAUGUGUCUAUUUGCAAUCGACGCCAUGUACGUUGUCCCAACCAGGUUUACAAUGCAGAGCUGCCACCUGUGCGUGGGGCGCGUACCCGCUUUCCCGGCCCCAUUCCUGUAUGGUCCUCGACACAGAACACACAUACAUUGGUUUCCGCUGACACGUACGUCCCGGGUCUACACAACGUCAGUAAAUUUGGAUCAGCAUGA